AUGAGUAUUGAAAGUAUCGAUAGAAAUAACGAGUUACAGGUUAUUGAACAAAUAUUGAAGGCUGAAAUAGCUGAGCCAUCUAAGAUUAAGAGGGUACGCCAAAAAAAGAAGAGGAUACUUGAUGUCGAGACUACUCUCUUGAGACACAAUGCCUCUUUGAAUGAGGUUGAUUUCAUAACAGUCGACCACAAGAAUGCAACAUCAAAGGUCAUUUGUGACUACAUACUAGAGCUCGUGCGUGACUCUAGUAAUGUAAUCAUACCCAACUUCGUGGUAGAUGAAAUGAGAAGGAAAUACAGAAUCAUCAUAUCCUACAACAAAGGAUGGCGAGCAAUACAACAUGCUUAUACGGUGAUAAGAGGAACCACGGAAGAGAACUACAAUAGGUUGCCAUCGUAUUUUCAUAUGAUAAAACAAAACAAUCCAGGCACGUACACAAACAUAAAGAGGGAUGAUGAGAACAGGUUUCAAUAUGCAUUCUUUGCUUAUGGUGCUUCAAUCAUUGGAUGGGCCAACUGUAGACCGGUAAUAAUGGUAGAUGUAAUAUUUUUGAAGGCAAAAUAUCGUGGUGUCCUCAUGAUAGCAGUGUCAAAGGACGGAAACAACAACAUAUUUCCUUUGGAUUUUGGAAUUGCAGACUCAGAAAAUAAUGAGUCUUAUAACUGGUUCUUCAAUCAGUUAAGACAUGCAAUUAGGGUACGUGAACAAUUGUCUAUUCUAUCAAAUCAUCAUCAAGCCAUUGCAAAUGCAAUUUCAAAUGUCUAUCCAAAGUGUCAGCAUGGGAUAUGCAUCUAUCAUAUGGAGAAGAAUUUAAUAAAAAAAUACUUCUUAGAUGUGGUUCUAUCACUCUUCUACAACGCAGCAACAACAUACAAAUGA
This is a messenger RNA of Capsicum annuum, 879 nucleotides long. RefSeq lists its product as uncharacterized. The transcript is spliced from 3 exons. NCBI's taxonomy places the organism in Eukaryota, Viridiplantae, Streptophyta, Magnoliopsida, Solanales, Solanaceae. The coding region runs from base 1 to 879 and encodes 292 amino acids. The record is from RefSeq and is a predicted model, not a curated record.